AUGUUUGAGUCCAGCUGCCUGUGCGGCGCGAAUCGGUUGCGCUGGGAAGCUGAGCCUUUCUUGAGGAUGCGUUGUUGGUGUGUGGACUGUAAGAAGUUCUCGGGGUCGACGAAUACAAACAAUAUCUUGGUCGCCCUCAAAGGGAUGCGAGUGUUGAAGGGCAACCUCAAAACGUUCACCUUGGACGUCGACUCUGGAAACCAGAUGACCAGCUUCUUCUGCGACAAUUGCGGAUCGACCUUGUUCCGUAGACCCAGCGGAUUCGAUGGUGGCGUGGCCGUGAUGAUUGGUGGUGUUGACGGGGACGAGAUGUUACACGCCAGCAAGCCUCAGGUGGAGAUCUAUACAAGUCAUCGUCCGGAAUGGAUCGCACCCAUCCAAGGGGCAGAGCAAGUGGAGGGCGCGUGGCAUCCAAGGCCUGACCAGUUGCCCAGCCGCGCUUGA
Molecule: messenger RNA, 444 nt
Organism: Fonsecaea erecta
Lineage: Eukaryota; Fungi; Ascomycota; Eurotiomycetes; Chaetothyriales; Herpotrichiellaceae
Exons: 2
Coding region: 1-444 (147 amino acids)
Molecular function (GO): carbon-sulfur lyase activity
Source: RefSeq, a predicted model, not a curated record